UCUUUCUUCAACUGCCCUGUUUUGUACUUCUUUCUGAAAGGGGGUUUUUGAAUCAAAUAUCCAUGGGGUUUCUUAGCAUUUUCUGGGGAAUCAUUGGUGUUGGAAUUGGGACUGUUCUUGGUGUUUGUGUUGGGUUUUAUUUCUUCAUCUAUUCCGACCCCAAGAAUGAAGCAUUUAAGGAUCCAGUUACGAGGCCAAUUUCUGAGCUUGAUACAACAAGUCUACAAGAUUUAAUACCCGAGAUUCCUCUUUGGUUAAAGAAUCCUGAUUAUGAUCGUGUUGAUUGGCUGAACAGGUUUGUUUUGAAUAUGUGGCCUUAUCUUGACAAGGCAAUUUGUGCUACGAUAAGGCAGACAACAGAACCAAUAGUAGCCGAUUAUGUUGGGCAUGGGCACCGUCCUAUAGAAGCAAUCACGUUUGAGACAUUAAGCCUCGGGACCCUUCCUCCUAUCAUUCAAGGUGUUAAAGUCUACGAGACCAAUGAGAACCAGCUAGUGAUAGAACCAGCAAUUAAAUGGGCUGGAAAUCCAAAUAUAGUCAUAGCUGUAAAGAUAUCAUCUUUGCGUAUCAAGAUUCAGUUGGUGGAUUUACAAGUGUUUGCUAUUCCAAGGGUAACAUUGAAGCCUCUUGUCCCAAGUUUUCCGUGUUUUUCCAAUGUUGUCGUAUCUUUGAUGGAUAAGCCUCAUAUUGACUUCGGUAUGAAGGUUCUUGGUGGUGAUCUUAUGUCCAUCCCUGGCCUUUAUCGACUAGUGCAGGAUAUCAUUAAAAAGGAAGUCGCAAAACUUUACCUAUGGCCACAAACUCUUGAAAUACCCAUUCUUGAUUCCUCGUUUGGUGCUAUGAAGAAGCCCGUUGGAGUACUACAUGUUAAGGUUUUACGGGCAACAAAGCUCAUGAAGAUGGACAUAUUGGGAUUAUCCGAUCCAUAUGUCAAGCUUAAGUUAAGCGGAGAGAUGUUGCCUUCAAAGAAAACGACGAUCAAGAAAAAGACGUUAAAUCCCGUGUGGAAUGAGACCUUCAAGCUUGUAGUUAAGGACCCUCAAGCUCAAACUCUUCAAGUUAAUGUCUAUGAUUGGGAUAAGGUAGGGAGCCAUGAUCGAUUGGGGAUGCAAAUAGUGCCAUUGAAGGUGCUAAGACCCAACGAAACAAAGGAACUAACUCUUGAUUUGCUAAAGAACACCAACAUAGCCGAUCCUCAGAAGAAGCAACAGAGAGGGCAGAUUGUGUUGGAGAUGACUUAUGCACCAUUCAAGGAGGAUAGCGAAGUAUUAAGUGGGCCCCUCAACAUGCCCGUCCCGAAAGAGAAUGGCGUGGGGUUGGGUGGCGAAAGCCCAAGUGGGGCCGGCGUACUUUUGGUGACGGUCCAAGGGGCCGAGGAUGUAGAGGGAGAGCAUCACAACAAUCCAUAUGCCAUGGUGAUAUUUAGAGGAGAAACAAAGAAAACAAAGAUUGUUAAAAGAAGUCGAGAUCCUAAGUGGAACGAAGAGUUCCAGUUUAUGCUCGACGAACCUCCUAUAAAUGACAAGAUACAUGUUCAAAUUAUGAGCAAGAGAUCGCGCAUGAGUUUCUACUCAAAGGAAUUACUGGGGUACGUGGAUAUAAACCUCGCUGAUGUAGUGAACAACGGGAGGAUUAACCAUAAGUUUCAUCUGAUAGAUUCAAAGAACGGCCUGGUACAUGUUGAGCUUCGAUGGAGAGAAACUUAAUGUUACUCGAUGAUAGCGGAGCCGAGUAACGGGAUACAUA
Cynara cardunculus var. scolymus (artichoke) is the source of this 1746-nucleotide messenger RNA. Its product is annotated as synaptotagmin-3-like. Gene Ontology annotation, cellular component: endoplasmic reticulum. The transcript has 12 exons. The record is from RefSeq and is a predicted model, not a curated record. The coding region runs from base 63 to 1706 and encodes 547 amino acids. Gene Ontology annotation, molecular function: lipid binding. NCBI's taxonomy places the organism in Eukaryota, Viridiplantae, Streptophyta, Magnoliopsida, Asterales, Asteraceae.